CGCUUUCAAAGGUCUCGAUUGCUAAAUUGUCUUAUCAGAACCAAUUAUCUAUAUCUUCGAGUUAUGAACCCCCGUUCCCUAGUGCCACCAGAAAGGAAAACGAAAGGGAAAACUGCAGCGGAUUGCUGUAUCCUCUAACUGAUGGCUUCCACUCUCUACAAUAUCCUCUCCUCCUUCUGGAGAGGUCGAUCGGCCAUCAAUAUCCCACCAAUCAAGACAUAUGAAAUAGAGACAGCGCAUGAGCGACCCGCUAGGUCGUUGAAACAUCUGCUCAAGUUGAACCAUGUGAAUAAUGCGGUACUAUGGCAUCAAAGACAGUUCCAUAAUCAUGCGCCUCAUGUGUUAAGUUCCUCUUACCUGCUAGGUGCUGACCAGCACAUCCUGUAUCAAGUGUACGAAGCUGAAGCUAAGGAGCUGGAGCCGUGGACGGACUCCCCUUGCGAAGUCAGUGCGUAUGACUGGAGAGAUUAUUUGGGACACAAAGAGUACGAACGUGCGUUUGUGGAUUUCUUCGAGGAUGAGCUUGUUCGUCGGGCGUAUGACUGGGAGGAUGUUGUUCGUCAUUUUCUUUUUUCAGGGGAUGAGCCCAUUUUUAACUCUAUUAUUGCUGAUCGUAUGUCGAAAUGCGUGCAUACUUCUUUGUGCAUUCGAACUAUUGGCUUACAUGCGUCUAGUUGGACACCCCCUCAUUCAUCUUGCGUAUGCCUUUGAAAUGUCCAGCCGUGAGAUAGCCAUGGAAGCUUUAGCACUUACGGCAACGUGCUACGGUGAUAUCCACAAAUACAUUGAUGACUCCUCUUAUUCUCUUGCGGAGCCAUCCUACCGCUCUAACUCCCUUUUCGAAAUACUAAACCGUGUACGGUCUGAUAAGCGUUUUGAUGGCCUCUUCGGUACCCCGGGCAAUAACAACCUGGAUAUUGUCUUCCGUGACCGUGAAGCUGCGCUCCUUGACCACUGGAACGCGUGGAACAUCCAGAACCCUACAGCUCAGUUCCGAGAAAGCCAGGAUCUGGCUGCAGCCCUACUCGUUGCCACGCAUACCACAGACAAAUAUGACUUUUUCUUUGUCCACGUCCUGACAACCAGCCAUGCUAUCCGAGUCCUCCUACCAUUGAUCCCUGCCCGGUUCCAGAUCCCCCUGGUGAGGCAAUGGUGGCUGGUGACCGUGGCUAUCUACAUUUCCCAACUCAGGCCUGAAAUUGAUCUCGACCGGAUCAAAUCUUACGAGUUGAACGGACGAGACUGGGAUUGGGCGGCGGGGAAGGCUGUCAAGGGAGAUUAUUAUACCGAUGCUCACUAUGUUAAGGCUAUUAGAGCAUUUGGUGAAGCGGCUCGUACGUGGGGUGAUCCUGAGAAGCGUUAUUUGAAGGCUGCAGUGAAGUUUGCCGAGGAGUUUGACGGUUGGGGUGGGUUUGUGUAGGCAUCUUCUCUUCCUAUCUUGUCUGUAUGUAUAGGUGCCAUUGGGUAUGUACUUGCAGUACAUCUAAAAGUUCUUGGUCUUGGUUAAUGAAGCAUGUCUUGUUUUCCUGCAGAAACUGGCAGGUUUCAAAGUGUCUUGCAUCCAUGAUAGACGAUGACAUAGAUGAGGCUAUCGGAUCCAAGAUUGCUCUUCAAGCUCAUGGGGAAAGGCGCCUAACCAAGGUGUCUAGCAUAUGGGCCCAUGUUGUAUCGUCAAACCUGAUGUUUCCCAAG
Molecule: messenger RNA, 1692 nt
Organism: Monascus purpureus
Lineage: Eukaryota; Fungi; Ascomycota; Eurotiomycetes; Eurotiales; Aspergillaceae
Source: the annotation of a GenBank genome assembly